CGAUAGACCCACCCGAUUCAACCCUGCAUAUUGAUGGCGGAUUGACGCUCUUUUGCCUGGCAAAAUAAAUUUUCUUUAUAAAGAAAAGAUCUUUCCAGUGUCGGAGCGUUUUUGGUCAGCCAUGAGACGGCGCAGCGAGCGAAAAAAGUCGUCGUCCCCUGCUCCAAUGCCGGUGACAGUUGCACGGCGAAGUCGUCGCUCCCGCAAGGUCUCCGAAAACGAGAAGACUGAGGACGAAACUCCAGUUGCGGCACAAAAGGAUAUUCCAGACACCGAAGCCUCAACAUUGCGCAGCGAAGAAAUCAAUGAGGGUCGUGCCUCCAGCGAGGAACGUGCCGGAUCUGGAUCAUCCCCAGUGCGCAAGAGCCGCGGCAGCCGAACGACUCCCAAAAAGCGGACGGAGAGCAAGGGUGGCGAUAAGAAGGUUGACACAAUACCCGAGGAGGAGCCGGAGAAUGGACAGGAUGGGCCCAGAGAUAGCGUGGACGUAGAAAAGGCUGUGGAGCCGCCCAUUGUUAAAGAGAGCGAGUUCCAAAACCUUGCCAAGAAGGAGGAUCAGCUGACUCUAGCAGAAGAAUCCCAAACAGAGCCCGCAGACAAGGAUAAGGAAGUUGAAAAAGAGGAUGAAAAACCGCACCAGGAUGUCCCAGAUGGCGAAGAUGACAGCAGCAAGCAGAGCGAGCCAGUUCAAGAGGUAAAAGUUCCUUCUCCUUCUAGUAAGGAUGAGGAACAGCUAAAAACGUCAAGCGAUGUAUUAGACAUUCAGACAGAAGAGGUCGAGGAAAGGGAUGAAGAAGCGCCAAGGAGCAGGGAGUCAAAGAAGAAGCACAAGGAACAGAAGCAGGAAGAACAAGCCGCGGAGGAAGAAGAGCAAAAGGAGAACCGGAAGCAGCAAGAGGAAAAAUCAGAACAAGCUCAGGACCAACCAUCAAGUAUUCCGAAUGACAAGCACGAAGCAUCCGUAAAUAGCACCACAUCAAAUAUAACAUCCGCUCCAGUGCUGCAGCAACAGCGAUCGGUGCGGAAGCGAAAGUGGUUGACAAAUAAAAAGUCUUUGGAUCGUGCUCCCCCCGUGCUUGCAAUUUCAACCGAUUCUCUGAAGAACAUUAUAGCCGAUGUCGUGCAGCCGGUUCCUCUCAGCGAUGUACAACUAGAAUCCUCUUCUGAAGAGGAGGGUUUAGUUACUAGUGAUCGCGAUUCCGAUCGAUCUGUUUCGCCGACGGCCACCUCUGAAAUGCGUAAUGAUCGCGAAACUGAGGAUAAUGCUGUUACCACCUGCAAUACCACUGCAGAGGCGACAACAGAUAAGGAGGGAGCAGGACCCGGAUCUACCGGCCGAAUCACUCCGCCGGCAGCCACAGAGACGGUGGCGGCACAGGGCAGCCUGAGCAAAGCCACAGUCGCCACCGCUGCGCCACAAAUUGUCCGUGACCCUAGUCCUGCACGCAAUCGCGCCAGCCACGUGCUCUACAUCACCAAUCUGGUGCGUCCCUUCACAGUACUGCAGCUUAAAGGUCUGCUGGCACGGACGGGAAAGAUCGUAGAGGAAGACGGGUUCUGGAUAGAUCGCAUUAAGUCGAAGUGCUUUGUUGCUUACUCCACUGAAGACGAGGCUAUUGAAACCCGCCAUGCAUUGCACGGAGUUCGCUGGCCAGUCUCUAAUCCGAAAUGUUUAAAUGUAGAUUUCGGCAGUCGCACAGACAUGGAUCGUGCAAUACUAUCAACAAAGGAUGAGGCGCCUAGGUAUGGACAGGAAAACACUAGAGAUAACCAGCAAUCCGGCAACGCUUGGUCUCGACUAGAACCGUCUGACAAAAAGCCUCUGCGCCCGGUACGCGAAUGGGAUGUGGGCAAAAAGGAGCCGAGUGACCACGACAAAGCCAGCAACGACAGACGUCGGGGGAGCAAGGAUCGACUGGACUCAAGAUCUAGGGAUGCGGAUCGCCAAGGGCAGGAUAGGAAACGGUCCAGGGACAGAGAAGGGAGAGGUCGAGAACGGGAACGAGAGCGCAUUGAUCGCAAUGCACUUGCAAGAAGUCACAGUGGAUCACCAAUGCCCAAAACAAAAAGGAGGGAGAAUGAACCGCCUAUCAGGUUAUUAGAUGAUCUAUUUCGAAAGACUAAGGGAACUCCUUGCAUAUACUGGCUGCCACUGACCCCAGAAGCGAUCGCAGAAAAGGAGGCAUUCCGUCAGAAACGUAUCGAGGAACACAAACAGCGCAUUAAGGAGCGGGAGGAGCGUCAGAAAGAGCGUGAGAAGGAUCGUGACCGCCAACGCGACACGCGUCGCAAUCGUUCCAAUGAACGGCGACGAUCCCGCAGUCGUGAGCGGGAGCGACGACGUUACUAGGCGGAGGCUUGAGAUUGAGCAAAUAAAUGUUGAAAAAAUCUCAAAAACUAUCAACAUCCAAAAAAAAAACCUAAAAUCAUAAAGCAGGAACUAAAUAUUCUGCAGGGUCCCAUAACCACCCGAAUAUUUUCUAUUUUUCGAGCGAUUUGCGUUUCAAAAAUAUAAAGACGUUGUAAUAUUCAACUUGAAGUGAAAGAACUUCGAUUUGAAUAUUUCCUCCAACGUCUCAUCCAUUUUCUGAUUUUGAGAUUUAAAACUCUCUUUUUCUCCGUUGUUUUUCCCCAAUUCAUAUAUAUAUCACAUAUAUAUUUCCAUAUAUAUAUAUAUAACCUGAUUUGAUUUCUUUCCUCAAAUGUAGCAUUUUACAGCGCCUAACGUCACUUCACCCCAAAUACAACCACAGCAUCGCCAGAUAUGCGCCGGUAUCAACAUCAACGCAAUGGAAAUUUACCAUCGGAAUCUAGAAACUCUUGCAGCAAGUUACCAUGCUUACAUCAAUAUAUUUAACUACCACAAAAUAAUUGAUUAAAUAAUUGUAAAGUCAAUAUUUCUUAAAAUUUUAAUGAACUUAGAAAUACAGUUUAACAGUCGGCAA
Messenger RNA from Drosophila eugracilis, 2945 nucleotides. RefSeq names its product apoptotic chromatin condensation inducer in the nucleus (gene Acn). Gene Ontology annotation, molecular function: nucleic acid binding. The record is from RefSeq and is a predicted model, not a curated record. The transcript has 6 exons. NCBI's taxonomy places the organism in Eukaryota, Metazoa, Arthropoda, Insecta, Diptera, Drosophilidae. The coding region runs from base 122 to 2350 and encodes 742 amino acids.